Messenger RNA from Leptinotarsa decemlineata (Colorado potato beetle), 1197 nucleotides. Its product is annotated as serine/threonine-protein kinase VRK1. Gene Ontology annotation, molecular function: ATP binding; protein kinase activity. NCBI's taxonomy places the organism in Eukaryota, Metazoa, Arthropoda, Insecta, Coleoptera, Chrysomelidae. The record is from RefSeq and is a predicted model, not a curated record. Gene Ontology annotation, biological process: protein phosphorylation.
AUGUAUAUGUCCAAGUUCAACAUCUUUGUUAAUGACAUUACAUCUCUCAAAAACUCCACCCCUCUCAAGACAAACGGCGUUGCCGAAUCUGAUCGUGUAUUUCUACUAGACUACGGCUUAGCUUCGAAAUACUUGUUGUCCAACGGUGAACACAAAGAAUUCUGCCCGGAUCAGCGUAGAGCACACGCAGGGACUGUUUUAUUUUGUUCUCGAGACGCCCACAAAGGAGUGCUGUCUAGGAGGUCAGACCUCGAGAGUUUGGCGUAUAACAUAGUGUAUUGGUUGACAGGCAGUUUGCCGUGGAUUGAAGACUUGGAGCAACCGUUGGACGUCGAGAAGAAGAAAAACAGAUGUUUCAGUAAUUUGAAAAGUUUUUUGGAGCUGAGUUUCAAUAGCGAUUUUCCAAGUUUCGUAUUGGAAUAUUGUGAAUACCUGAAUCGACUGCAGUUUGAGGAAAAUCCAGACUACGAUUUCUGUAGAAAAAUCUUCAAGAAAGCAAUGAAAACAUAUGGUUACAAAGACGACACUAUACUGGACUUUGAUAAUGUGCAGGGUUGGGGAAUCAAAAAGAAAAAACAAGUCCCUGCAAGAAAUAAUGUGAGAUUAAUCACCUGCGGCAGUUUUCUCAAGACAAGUCCUCUAAUGCCGUUGCAUUCCAACAUCGUUUUCCGGCGGCCCAAACUGAGGAAAAAGGCCAAGACUAACAACAACAACAAUAAUGAUCUGAAAAUACCGGAUACUAUGAUGAAUUGGUCGAAAAUUUUAACGGAUCCGGAAACAAUAAUAAAACAAGCUCGGGAAAGAAAAACCACAGAAGGAAGUGACCAAGGGGUAGCUAGUUUGUCUUUCUCGGACAUUGAGAGUAUGAAUCCCACGUACGCAAUGAUGGAAAUCUAUAAUAGAUGUAAAGAUAGAGAAACUUCGCCUAGAUAUAAGGGCGAAAGCUAUGUUCCUGAUAAUUUAGAAGGUUACACUCCAGCGAUGAUGAGUGUAUACACCAAGAUGAUGGAGAAAAAAGAACUGGAGUCUUGUUCAGAUUCAAAUAAUCAAAGCGACAAUGAAGUCAAUGUCAAAGUACAGAAAAGAACAAGAAAUCGAAGGCGAAGGGGAUCUGAAUCUCCGACAUUGCAAAGGAAUUUUCGAACAAAAUCGCAGCCACACGGUAAUAAUUUUAUGUUCUGAUCAAAUUUUGUAGAA